This is a messenger RNA of Punica granatum (pomegranate), 1455 nucleotides long. NCBI's taxonomy places the organism in Eukaryota, Viridiplantae, Streptophyta, Magnoliopsida, Myrtales, Lythraceae. The record is from RefSeq and is a predicted model, not a curated record.
CUGUUGAUGAUUGGGAUGAUGAUGAUGGUGAAGAAGGUGGGCUCUGCGCAUGACUAUGUGGAAGCAUUGUAUAAGAGUAUCCUCUUCUUCGAGGGCCAAAGAUCAGGGAAGUUGCCUCCGACCCAGAGGAUGACUUGGAGGAAGGACUCCGGCCUCCGGGAUGGAUUCGAAGUUGGGGUAGAUUUGGUGGGAGGAUACUAUGAUGCAGGAGACAACGUGAAGUUCAACUUCCCGAUGGCCUUCUCAAUGACCAUGCUCGCGUGGAGCGUGUUGGAGUUCGGCUGGUCGAUGGGACCUGACAAGGCCCAUGCCCGUGAUGCGAUCCGGUGGGGCACUGAUUACUUCCUCAAGGCCACGAGCCAUCCUGGGAUCGUAUACGCUCAGGUCGGGGAUCCCCAUGCUGACCACUACUGCUGGCAGAGGCCCGAGGACAUGGACACCCCGAGAACACCCUAUGCUGUCAGCAGCCAGCUCCCCGGCUCAGAGGUCUCAGCUGAGAUCGCGGCAGCCCUAGCUGCAUCUUCCUUGGUGUUCAAAAGCGUUGAUCCUGCAUACUCUCAGACUCUACUUGAUAGGGCCAAAUCGGUAUUUGAGUUUGCAGACAAGUACAGAGGAUCAUACAACAUAACUCUCGGUCCUUGGGUCUGCCCAUUCUACUGCGAUUUCAGUGGCUACGAGGAUGAAUUACUCUGGGCCGCGGCAUGGCUGUUCAAGGCGACUAAGAGUCCGUCCUACUUGCAAUAUGUCGUUCAGAACGCCCAUGCUUUAAGCCACAGUCCAUACGCUGCCAACUCUGCUGAAUUCGGAUGGGAUGUGAAGAAUGCCGGAAUUAACGUCCUACUCUCGAAGUUCUUAAUGAAACGAGGGUCUUCCAGCCUCUUCUUGCCCGAUGCAGAUUGGUUUGUGUGCACGAUUUUACCCGAAUCUCCGACUAAGUCCGUCGAGUACUCUGCCGGUGGGCUCAUGUUCAAACCUGGAGGAAGUAACAUGCAGCAUGCAACCACUCUGUCGUACCUUCUUCUAGUAUAUGCCAAGUAUCUUGAUAACUCAAAUCGAACAGUCCAAUGUGGUAACAAUAUGUUCGUGCCUCCACAAAGGCUCAUACAAGUUGCUAGAAGCCAGGUUGACUAUAUCCUAGGAAGUAACCCCCUAAACAUGUCAUACAUGGUAGGGUAUGGAAACAAGUUCCCUCAAAAGAUACACCACCGAGGGUCUACCUUACCUUCGCUCGAUCAACACCCGGGAAAAUUAGGCUGCGUAGACGGGACGCCCUACUUCGAGAGUUACUCUCCAAACCCAAAUGUGCUGACCGGUGCCAUUGUUGGGGGACCUGACAUACAAGACCAAUACAAUGACUCUCGAUUCCAUUUUACGCACUCUGAACCGACGACAUACAUCAAUGCACCCUUUGUAGGGGUCCUUGCGUACUUCAAAUCACAUCCCAAUCCUUCAUAG